GCAGCAGUAUGAGAACGAGGAGAAGGAGAAGAAGAAGAUAAAGAUGAAUGUGAGGAUGAAGAAGGAGAAGGAGGGAGAGGAAGACAAGAUAGAAGAAGUUGAGAUGGAAGUUGAAGAGGAUUCCCAGCCUGGAAUUAUUGAACCGCAUGAACCAAGUGACAGCACAUCUGCUGAAGAUGCCGACGUGGAAGACAGGUCGCUGACAUCUGGCAGCCACUCCCACAAGACUGACAGCAUUCUACACACUCCAGUUAAUGGGUCCCAUACUCAGGAUGAUGAAGAAUCCCUGCCUUCCCAUUAUAUACAGAAUGUAAAACUAAAUGAUUCAAUUUCUGGAGCUUUGGACAAAGUGAUGCAAAAUGAGGCAGUGACUGAGAAAUCAAGUAGUGUGAAUGCAGCCUUAAUUGGUCCACAGCCACUGUCUCAGUUCAUGCAGGAGGAAAACAGUCAAGGGGAACCUUCAGAUAGUACAAAACUCGCGUCAGAGUAUGAAGAAUUCAUGAAGGCUGUCAGUUUCGAAGCCACUGGGGAUGACACCACGCAAGGUGAUGAGCAGAUGGAAAUUGAUGGUGGUACCCCGGUGCAGGACAGUCCCCAAAAAAAGGAAUCUGAUAGCCCCAAAAAAAUUCAGCCAGAGUCUGACAGUCCCAUAAAAAUUCGGCUGGAGCCUGGGAGUACCAAAAAAAUACAGCUGGGUCCUGACAGUCCUGAAAAAAUUCAACCAGUUGCUGCCAGUCCAGAAAAAAUUCGCCCUUAUCCUGACAGUCCUGAUAAAAUUCGGCCAAUUAAUGACAGUCCCGAAAAAAUUCGACCAGAGCCCGACAGUCCUAAAACAGUUCGUCUGGUUCCUGACAGCUCUGAAAAAAAUCGCCCAGAUCCUGGCAGUCCCAAAAAAAUUUGCCCUGUUCCAGACAACCCUGAAAAAAUUUGCCCGGAUCCUGAAAGUUUUGGAAAAAUUCAGAUGGAUCCUGAUAGCCCCAAAAAAAUUCAUCCAGAUCCUGGUACUACAAACAAAAUUAGCAAUAGAUCUGACACUCUCAAUGAAGCUCCUCGUGUUGAAAUGGAAGACACAACUUGGUCUCAUAGUUCUUCAGAGAAGGAGAAACAGCAAAGCAGCCGAAAUAAUGAUUCAGAAUGUAACAGAAAUGACAAAGUCACAGAGGGAAACGAGCUGAUGAAAGAAAAUGGUGAGUCGAGUAUGAAACAGCCUGUAACGGUGAAUCUUGGUCCUAAAUUGAGUGUACCAGAGUCGGUCAGUGCUUUCUUAGCUGUUGCUGAAAGUGCAUGCAGUGAUCUGUCGGUAAAGCAGAACAAUUCUCGCAGCAGUAGUUCUUCCAGUAGUUCGGAAAGCUCUUCAUCUUCAGAUUCAGACGAAAAGCACCAUCGCAAGAGCAGGCACUCGAAGAAGGCUUCCAAGAAGAAGAAAAAGAAGAAGAAACACAAGAAGAAGAAACGACACCACUCACAUAAAAAGUCAAAAAGCAGGCAGAAGAAACGGUCAGCUACGAGUUCGUCCUCUUCUUCGGAUAGCAGCACUUCGUCAGAUGAUGAAAGCUCUUCGGAAUCCAGUGAGGCCAAGGAAAAGGUGUCUGUACGCAGCAGGAAGAAACGGAAGGGACACGCACAGCAGGUCGAGGCUGGCAGCGAAGGCGAGGACACAGGUGAUGAAAGAUCUCCAUCCCGCACGCGGAAGGAUAAGGGGCAGAAGUCGACACGCUCCAGGUCUAAGGCUAAAAAAGCAAAGGACAAGUCACAUGGGAAGCGCCAUAAAGAAAAGAAGAAGAAAUUGAAAAAGAGGAAGAAAAAGAAGAAGAAGAAGCAGCAACGGAGUCAUAGUAAAAAGCACAGUUCGAGCGAUUCGGAUGAUGGUGUUGCCGCACUGUUGCUUCCGGAGCUUCCUGUCACUGCUGGAGGUGUGACUGAGCCCACUGGUGGAAAGACUAAUGAGGUACUGGGAUUUGUUCCAGAGUUGGCUGUUAACUCCCACCUUCCUUCGAAAGCAGCUGAAACAGGUAAGAAAAACAAGAGUGCUGCAAAAGCAAAACACAAAGGUCGAUCUCGGGGUAAAAAGAAGAAAAAGGAAAAGAAACAGAGUCGACGACACACUCGCCAUACUGACAGUGACUCCGAAAGUGAUGAGAGUGGCGACAGAGAUUCGGACACACGAGAGGACGGAGAUGAACGGAAGGGGCGGCGUCGAUCUUCGUCGAUGCCUGAACCACCGCAUAAGAAGCGACGGCGCUCGCCUUCCAGUUCGCCUGAACGGUCGCCAGCUCCAUCCAAGCGUCGACAGAAUCAGCACCCAUCAACUUCAGCCUCAUCCGAUCGACAGGCUCCGUCUGAAGGUGGUGGCAGAUCGGGUUCUGAAGGAGGCAGGGGGACCAACAGAGAGCGACAGAAGAAUGGCAGUGAUGAGGGGAGCAGUCGUAAGAGGGUCAGAGGCGGUGGCUCUCCCAAAGCAGUGGCAGCAGCAGUAGUGGCUGCUGCUGGGGAUGGGGCAGCGUCUGCAAAGCCCAGAGGUGCCACUAGGUGUUCAGAAAAGACGAAGUCUGCCCAUUUUGAAGGUGAGGAAGAUGAAGAAGAGGCCGACGGAGAGGGGGAAGAAGAGGAAGAUGAGCACCACAGACAUUCGAGGAGUCGCAUUGUGGCCGUGCGUAGGAAGAGGAGUGUCAGCAACUCGAGUUCGGGCAGCAGCUCAACAUCUGUCACUUCGAGCAGCAGCCGGAGUAGCAGCAGCAGCAGCAGUAGGAGCAGUUCGAGCAGUAGUGACAGUUCCAGGAGCAAUGGCAGCAGCAGCUCUUCUUCAGACGCUUCGGACAGCAGCAGUUCCAGCAGUAGCAGCACGAGUAGCAGCAGUUCGAGCUCCAGUAGCAGCUCCACCCCCAGCACGAGCAGCUCGAGCAGUUCAGAAGCACGUGCUGGCAGCAGUAGCAGCAGCAGCUGCGACCUGCCUGUGCCACAUGUCAGCGACAGCGACGAUGGUGACGAGUUGGCGGCCCUCACAGGUGACACCCGCCCUGCCCUCUUCCCAUCCGGUUUGGGAGCUGAGGGCGAAGCCGAUGAGGAUGAUACAGAAGAUUCUGAAUCUUCAGACGAUGACUAUGAUGAUGAAGAUGAUGAAAACGAUGACGACAGUGAAAAUGAUGUAGACAAUGAAAACGGCAAUGAAAAUCAAAAUGGUGAAAACAAUCAAAAUGGUGAAGACAAUCAGAAUGGUGAUGAUGAGGACAGAGAUGGAGAGGAGGACAGUGAUGAGAGUGAAGUGUCGUCAAUUAUGUCACCUAGUCGCAUCAAGAAGGAGGCAGUCUCUGACGAAGAUGAGUCAGAGGUGUGGGACCCGGAAUCCCUGCGCGCGCUGAACGAGGCAUUUGACAGCAAGGAAGGUGUGAAAUUGGUCAUCCUGCAAGAGCUGCCAGAACAUAUCAGAACCAGGAACAGUAAUUUCAAUAAGUCUGCAGAAAGACAGACAUCGAAAGAUGAGGCCUCAGUUGAGCUGAAACUUGAGCCCAUUCUUUGUGCCCCGUCAACUUCAAAAUCGUCUGUGUAUGAGGGUGCUGGACCUUCCAGGAAGCAGACUCCGGGAACAUCAAAGAUAAGUGAGUCAAGUAAUAGUGCACGCACGAGCACAGAAACAGAGAACUUGCCGGGUCCGUCGAAACCUUCUUUAGCAGCUGCUUCUGUAGCUGCCUCUCCCAGCACAGUGUGGCAACAGGCAGGCUCUUCGAAAGUGUGUAAUAAAUCUGAGCUGGUGGCUUCUGACAGUGGUUUGGGACAUGGUAACAGUUCUGUAACUAACAAAGCAUCAACCAGUGCUAUCCCUCCGAGCCGUAAUGCCCCAGCCAAAGCAUCAACCAGUGCUAUCCCUCCGAGCCACAAUGCCACAGCUGUGGCUGUCGAUCAGGAGAGAGCCUCUCUGUCAGAAAGGAAUGAGUCGGUUCUCUUGCAGACCCAGAAUGGAACAGUAGGCGAUGCAGAAAUUGGAGGCCAAUUGAGGGACACAGUGGUAGGAAUGGAAAAUGAGUGUCCCAUAUCGCAAAGAAGAGGUGCUGAAGACACUUCGGAAGACAGCACACCCGUAAAAGGUCAUGUGAGAGAAGAAAUUGGUAAUAAUGCUGAACUCGAAAAUUCAAUUGUUCAGAACAAGCAACUGGAGGCACAACUUGCAGAAGUGCCUCUUCUGGAUAAACAUCCACCACAGACACUAUCCUCCCAGCAAAAGCCCUCUGCUCUUACUCAAAAAGGAAAUGCUUAUCCUGAAAUGUAUGAUAUGUUUGCUGAUGAACCACCAAGUGCAUCAGUGGUUCAGAGUGCAUGUAACAAAGAGAAUAACAAUUUGGAGCAACCAGGUGGAAGUGAGAAACAGGUCCGUAGGUACCAACUGAAUGCACAAACAUCCACUAGUAGUGAGAGAAAACCUUGCGCCAAGUCGGGGAACACUAGUUCUGCCCAUGAAAAUAGGAAAAGCGCCAACGAGUGUCUCGCCGAAGGCCUACCCCUCGGAAGCAGUGCAGCUCCAAUGAAUUUGGGGCUCUUUCACCGUGAAAUGCCUGUACAUUUUACAUCUGACAUUUCUGCAGUGAGCAGCUGGGAGGAGAAAUUUCGUAUUGCAGUGAGAAAUGUGCAGGAGCUGAAAGCAAGAACCGAAGAGCGUCAGAAAAAAUUGGCAGACGGAAACAUUGAUAAAGUGCCCGAAGCAGAAGGAGAAAAGAAAGAAGAAACAGUUACAAAAACUGCGGAGGAAUCAAAUUUGAAUGCUGACUUCGUGAAAAAGUCACACAGUUUGUACUGGGAUGAGAAGGAUGACGAGAGUAUACAUUUCAGUUGGGGCCAUGAACGUGAACAUUCAAAUACUGGAGCCCAGGUAUCAGAUUUUGACCAGACCACUCGAGAAGAGGGAGAUAACUCGGCCUCCCGUCAGAAGGAUGAGAACAGUUGGAUUUCUUCUGAGUAUGGGAAUGGAAAGGCUGAGGGUAGUCAUGCGGAUGGCGACAGUCACUUUGGUAAAGUUUUUUGUAAUACUGAAGUCAGUAGCACUCCUUCCGAAGUGAUCAAUUCCCUAGAGGAGAGAGACUUCGAGGUAGAUCGGAGCUCUUGCCACGAAAAUAGGGAGGCGUUGAUCAGUCAUGAGAGAUCGCAUGGUUCAACAGUACGAGAAUACAUUCCUCUUGAAAGGUGGAAAGAAAGUGAGAAUGACCAAAUAAAAUUUGAUGAACUAAAUGAGAAUGAUGUCAUCAGUAACUGUAGAAAAGAAUACAUCAUUCAUACAAAAGACACACAAAAUACGACUAAUAAUCCUCCAGAUUUGUCUGCAGCUGACAGUGGGUUACUGGAAGAUGAAGUAAAACCUAGUUUGAGUGGUGGUGGUGGUGGUGGUGGUGGUGGUGGUAGUGAUUGUGAUGAAGAGGAAGAAAAAACUCUUCAAGAAGUUGCGAAUGUCACUGAUGUAUUUCGUAAAUUAAUAGAAUGUAAAGACAGGGGAGAAAUUACACUAGGUACUGAGUUAGAGCUGUUGGCUGCUGGAAGCCCACAUUCGUCUGAUGACGAGGAGAUUUUACCUGAUUGUUUUUCUGACAAUCUCUUUAGCCUGCAACACAUUCUCGAGAGAGAGGACACAGACGAAAAGUUGUCUAAUGAUGCCCUCUCGUCGCCUGCACAAAAGAGGGCUAGAGAUUCUCAAGAAGCCACAGGUGCCCACACAGAGGACACUGCCAUCGACUUCGAAGAGCAGGACAGUAUCUCCUCUCCCAGGAAAAAGGCCCGCACGACUGAAUCGAAGGCCGAAAUGACUUUUAGUGGUAGUGGGGUUCUGGAGCCUAGUAGUGUCGAUGGGGAGGAGCACAAUAAGCCACAGUCUGCCACUCCGAGCAGUACCCAUGGGGUCUCGACAGACAGUAAGGCUGACGGUUCGGGUGAAAAGAGUGGAGAGGCAGCUACCACCACUCGGCACGAUGAACGCAGGAGAGAGAGGAGUCCAGACUCCUACAGGACCCAGGAGGAGAAACACAGGAAGAGCUCCCGCCACCACGAUGACUCUGACAGGCAGAAUCGGAGUGAUGACAAGAGGAGGGAAAACAGAGAUCGGCGGCGGGGAGAGGAACACAGACGUGACAGGAGGGAGAGAGAGCGGAGGAGCUGGCGGCGUGACAGCCGCAGCCGGAGUGGCAGUCCUGCGGACUACCUAUCGUCCAGGAAGCGCCGGGGUUCCGGGUCACCCGACCGCCGGCACAGAGGUGUGGAGGACAUCCCGCUGCCUGCAGCCCUGCGGCAGCAGCGGAGGUCCCAAUACAGGGCAGACGACGAGCCGCCGCCAGCCGCAGAGGCACGGGAGGGAAGGCAGAAGCGUUCCUCCACACUCUCCGCUGGUGUUGACCCGAAGCUGUCAUCUGCUAAUAUUACACAGUUGGAACACUUAGCCGGCUACAACUUCAGUUCAAGAUCAGAAUCUAGGACCACACGCGGAAAAAGGCCUCCAUCUCCACCGCCGGCGAGCAAGUCACUGAAAUUUUCACCCAAGCGCCCAUCCCUGGAUGACCGCAUUGAGAUGGAACUGGGUGUUCGCAAGGCAGCACCACCACCACCGCAGCAGCAGCAGCAGCAGCAGCAACAGCAACAGCAGCAGCAGCAGCAGCAGCCGCCGCAGCAGCAGCAGUCACAGCAACCGCCACCACCUCCACCACCGCAGUCACCGGCCCCUGUCCCACAGUUUCAUCAACAACAGGGACCAUACAAUUUCCCAUUCCCGCCCAACUACUAUGGCCCCCACACUCCUCAAAUUCCCAGUCCGGCUCCUCUGUUCCAGCAAGGCUUCAACCCUCUGCACUGCCAGGGGCGUCCUCAGUUCACCUGUCCCCCGCCACCCAUCGUGCGCUACACCACACCGCCACCGCCUAUCCAGAAUAAGAGGCCGCCAUUGCUGCCUACUCCUACGCACUUCCGGCCACGGAUGGAGAUGUGGGACACGAGCCCAGAGGCCAUGGCGGCCAUUAUGAGGGGCACGCCUCCUCCACCUCCACCGCCUGCACAACCCCCACCUCCCGUACAACCUCCACCUCCAGUACAACCCCCACCUAUGCAACCCCCACCUCCGGCACAACCUCCUCCUCCUGUACAACCCCCGCAGACACCUCCACAGCAGCACUUUCACAAUUCGCGAGUUGUUCAGGUUGGCAAUGUGUUACAAGUAGUGCCAGCAGAACUGCCUCCCCCUCCACCCCCACCACCACCUCAGGAGCCACCACCAUCCACGAUGACGGGAGAUGGAGCGCAACGGGUUGGCGCCACACCAGGCACGUCUGUGGCUACGGUCACAGACGUGCCUCCGGCUUCUCCCGCUGAUCGGGGAUCGGUAUCGGCAGCAGCCCUGUCUGAUGUGGCGGCUGCCUUGGCGGCACGUGUCACCGCUGCCGCAUCACACUGUACUGGUCCCGCAAUGCUACUGCCUUCUGUGGCCGCCGUGCUGCAGCUGCCCAUGAUGUCGACAUCAUUGCCAGUUCCACCUGCAGGAGCGGUAGAUGGCACCACAGGAUUUGUGGCUCCCGCCCCUCCAGUCGAACAGCUGUCAGCAGCGCAGCAGCAGCAGGCUGCCGCCGUUGCGGCUGAGCUGGAGCGCCGGCGCAUCGAGCGUGAGAGGCGCCGCCAGGAGAAGGAGCGGCGUCGACAGGAGAAGGAGAAGCGCAGACAGCGCAAGCUGAUGGCGCGGGCCUCGGCCGCUGCUGACACCAACAUAAAGAAAGCACUGUUGGAACGACAACGUAUUAGUGAAGGUCUGGUGGGCACUAUUGUCGGAGAAGGAGAAGUCGACAUUGAGGAGAUGAAGCUACUAGAGGGAUCACCUGCACUGUUUUCCAGUCGUUUGGGACUUUUUGGUGGGCAAGAGACUCGUGAUAAAUGUGAAGCUAUGCAGGAAGUGCCAGAAAUGGAUGACGAAGCUGGUGGAGGCGAAGAUGCGUCAGCUACGCCCUCACCAGGAUCACGAAAGCGCCGCAAAACUUCCUCGAUUCUUCUCGAAGUGAAGCCCCUUCCUCCUGCAGGCCGGGGAAUUCUUGUAUCUCCCGGUUUCAGGGACAAGCCACUGAAGACCGCUAUGGCAGACCGUAAGUCUGUCAAGUUUGCAGACGGCGUCCAGCCGGGUGAAGGCACGUCACCCUCUGGAGGAGAGGACCUGCCAUCACCUCCUCCACCUCCCCGCAAGCUACCAAAAGAAAAGCGCUUCAAGAAGAAGAAGAAAAAGAAGAAGGUGAAGGUAAAAAUUAUUAGACACCUCAAUGUAGAAGAGGUUGUCGAGGAAGAUGAUGAUGAAGAUGAUGACAGCUCACCCCCACCACCUCCGCCAGGUUCACCUCCGCCACCUCCUGCAUAUCCAUAUCCUGCAUACCUGGCUGCCGGAUAUGCAUAUCCUUAUGCUGUAGUCCCAGGUGUAGAAGCUCCGAGUGCAGCGUCAGUUAUUGGCAAUGCAGAUCGAACAAUAGCAGGUGGAGCAUCGGCUGCUGUGGCACCCAGAACUCCAAGCCCAACCACCGUCUACAGCUCGGCAGCAAUGGCAGUAGCAGCUUCCACCGCCUACCGACCCGCAUCCGUGCCGCCUGCCACCCCGUGAACUCCCACCGUUGUGGACUCCACAGUGUGAAAUUCAGCUCGAGCACCUCGGGUGAAGUCAACCUCUCUCUGUGUUAAACAUGAGUGUAUCAUUUAAAUAUAUUGUAGUGUCUCAGGUUGACAGUAAAUAUGUUCCAGUGGAAAGCAGUCGUGCUGUGUGCAGACUGGAAAUGUGUACAGUACCAAAUGUGAAAUAUAUAAAUUUUGCCAAAACAGAUGUAUCACAUUAGCAUGUAGAUUCAUUAUUUUGUGGUUCGGUUGCAGUGCCUAUAACAACAGUUCUCAGAAAACAGAUUAAUAACUGUGGCAGCUCCUUGAAUGUACAAUUGUGUCAUACUUCUGUAAUUAAUGUGGUAAGUAAUUUACUGGACUGCUGGCAGAACCUGUCAGAUUUGAAAAUAAUGCAAGCAUUAGACAUUGGUGAACAUUCUCGAUGAUUGUUUGCCAACUGUGUGUGAGUAUUUCACUGAAUUGGGGGGGGGGGGGGGGGGGAGUG
Schistocerca americana (American grasshopper) is the source of this 9091-nucleotide messenger RNA. RefSeq names its product serine-rich adhesin for platelets-like. The record is from RefSeq and is a predicted model, not a curated record. NCBI's taxonomy places the organism in Eukaryota, Metazoa, Arthropoda, Insecta, Orthoptera, Acrididae. The transcript has 16 exons. Bases 44 to 8596 code for a protein of 2850 amino acids.